Molecule: messenger RNA, 683 nt
Organism: Hydra vulgaris (swiftwater hydra)
Lineage: Eukaryota; Metazoa; Cnidaria; Hydrozoa; Anthoathecata; Hydridae
Source: RefSeq, a predicted model, not a curated record
AAAUUCCACUAGAAUAAGCUUGUUAACGUAGUAUUCAAAAUCUUUAGAAACAUUACGAAAAAUGGGUACAGAUAUUUUAUUAAAUCAUCUUAUUCGGAAAAAUUUUGAUCAAGUGCAAGAUGUUUUAGAUGCUUAUGAUGAUAUUAAUGUUUUGUAUAGGGAAGGCUUUUUUUUUGGACGUGCUUUAUCAAAAAAUAAGGUAAAAAUCUUUGAAGCAUUAAUGGCUUAUUUUGAAAAUAAGCAAUUUCCAAUAAAAAAUGAAAUUUAUAAAGACGAAAAGAAAAAACUUACAAAUAUUUUAGAAGAUUUUGCAUGUGAAAUAGAACUUUCUUCAAAAAUGAAAAAAAUUUUAUCCAAAUAUAUAGACUUUGAUUUUAGCAGUAUUGAUAGUAGUGAGAAUGACUUUAAUAAUGAACCUGUUAGUUAUGAUGUAGGUAUGCACAAUGACUUAGGUAGCACUUUUCCAGCAGGUAAUGAAACAGAUAUUAGUUCUAAAAGCACCAAUUUUGAGUUAACUCCAGGAAAUUGUUCUUCAUUUUGUGACUCAUACAACAUCAAAGCAAACGUAGAAAAAUGGCUGUCACACACACCGUAGACUUAAUGUUCAUGCAACAGACAUUAAGCAACUCUUUCUGCUACUUAUAAUAUGGAAAUUUAUUUAAGAUAAUAUUAUUGUAGUUAUA